Molecule: messenger RNA, 622 nt
Organism: Aspergillus saccharolyticus JOP 1030-1
Lineage: Eukaryota; Fungi; Ascomycota; Eurotiomycetes; Eurotiales; Aspergillaceae
Product: hydrophobin family protein
Exons: 3
Coding region: 44-508 (154 amino acids)
Cellular component (GO): fungal-type cell wall
Molecular function (GO): structural constituent of cell wall
Source: RefSeq, a predicted model, not a curated record
CCAAGACCUCCUACAAACCCAAAAACCCAUCCUCACCAUCACCAUGCGUUUCUUCGCCGUCCUCGCCGCUGCCACUCUGGCCUCCGCCACCGCCGCUGUCGGUGGUCCCUCCGCCCGCAACCUCGAGGUCCGCGGCGACAAGCCCAAGUUCCCUGUUCCCGAUGACUACACCAUCAAGCAGGGUUCCGCCAAGUGUGGUGACCAGGCCCAGCUCUCCUGCUGCAACAAGGCCACAUACGCUGGCGACACCACCACCAUUGACUCCGGUGCCCUGGCCGGUCUUCUCGGCAACAUUGCUGGCACUGGCUCUGGCUCUGAGGGUCUUGGUCUGUUCGACCAGUGCUCCAAGCUCGAUCUCGAGAUCCCUAUCAUCGCUGUCGACGUCCAGGACCUCAUCAACCAGCAGUGCAAGCAGAACAUUGCCUGCUGCCAAUACAGCGGUGCCGAUGCUUCCGACGAUCUCCUCGGUGUCUCUCUGCCCUGUGUUGCUCUGGGCUCCAUCAUCUAAGCGGAUCCAUAUCCAAUAUGGAUUCCACCUUGGGCGAAAUUGCUUCUAUUCUUUUCCGUUCUUCUCAUGGCAAGAGUAGACCCAUCUUCGAGAUUCUUUCGUUUCACUAGACUG